Molecule: messenger RNA, 7951 nt
Organism: Poecilia reticulata (guppy)
Lineage: Eukaryota; Metazoa; Chordata; Actinopteri; Cyprinodontiformes; Poeciliidae
Gene: akap13a
Product: A-kinase anchoring protein 13a
Biological process (GO): positive regulation of canonical NF-kappaB signal transduction; regulation of Rho protein signal transduction; adrenergic receptor signaling pathway
Cellular component (GO): actin cytoskeleton; plasma membrane
Molecular function (GO): guanyl-nucleotide exchange factor activity; MAP kinase scaffold activity
Source: RefSeq, a predicted model, not a curated record
UUUUACAUACGCUGCUUGUGAAGAGCUUUAGAUGUGGAAAAGUAUUAAAUAUUGACUUCCUGUCGUCUGUAACUAAACUCCAAGAAUAGACUCCUCCUCCGCCCUACUUGAGUUGUCCUGGGAAACACUAACAACGGCUGGAAAGCCGUCCCUGUUCGUCAACGAGGACUACUCACACGGGGAGGAAAAGUUGCACUGUGGUUCUAAUAAUUCCUGUUGAUAACCCAGGACGUUUCUGUCCCAGCUCCGAACUCUGACUGCGGGGGCCUGUAUUGGGAGGAUUAUUAUGCGUUUAAAUGCUGCACCCUCUUCACACUGACUGAGCUUCAGCUGCCUGAGUGUCCAGGGACAUGAAACUCAAUCCACAGCAAGCUCCUUUGUAUCAGGGUCGAUGUGUUGUCACAGUGCAGCUUUCCGACGAAGAGCUGGCUGCAGAUGAUCGGGGAGUGGACUACUUCCUGCUGUUUGCCGGCAGCACACAGAGACAUCUAACCAGCACCCUGAGGAGCAGCCAUGAUACCUUACAGGCGUUGUGUCCCGCUCACGACUGCUGCGAGGUGGUGUUGGUCACCUUGUGUUCAGCCACCCAGACUCCCUCCAGGGACCCUGAGGACCCAGCGCCCUGCCCGGGGUGCGUGGCUCCAUUGGCUGAGCAUCGAUUCAGCUUUGUCCAGGAUUUGGCUUUUGACAUGGCCCAGUUCUUGGUGAGCACAGCAGGCCGGGCCGAUGGCCUUGACGGGGCCCUGCUCCUGGAUGAGUGUCACAUUCCAGUGCAGGAGUGUGAGCGCCUGGAUGAGAACCUGGCACUGGCCCUCCACCACCUCGUGUUGCCACCGGGAUGGAGCCUACUGGGCAACAAGCAGGCCAACAGCACCGGCCUGAGCCCUCAGGAGACUCUGCUGCAUUUCUCGGCGCGGCGUGGCCUUUCUCGGGUGACCUGCUUUCUGCUGCGGCAACCUGGAGCCAGGGAAGCCCUUCGGUUGGUCAACAAAGAAGGUCACACCCCGGCUGCCGUGGCGACACAGCGAGGACACGAACAUCUCCGUGAGCUCCUCACAGACAGGGCCGAGACGGAGGCGGACGAGGCAUCUGAAACUCUCCAGCUGGUGUCAGCGGAUGCUCGGGUGUGCUGCAAUUCCCCCACGCUGAACACACACACUCUGACGGUGAGCAUUCGCCCUGGCCGCAGCGCUCCGACCCUUCAGGAGAGCGUGGAGUAUCUUCUGCACUUUUUAGGCCACCUCCAUGCCAAGGGAGUUUCUGUCUUGGAGCUGCAGUUGGACUCACUCCACACUGCUGCGGAGUGUUGUGACGGUGUGAAAACAGACUUAACCUGUCAGGAUCGACUCCAGAAGCUCCACUCAACGUCAGAGUGCUUGCUUUCAGAAACCGGAGGGAGCGAGGGAGAAAGCAUCAAAGAGGAGAGCGGCAACUCCAUCGUAGGUGAACUAGGCGAGACUCGUAACUCGGAGAAAGACAAAAGUUUGCCUCUGGCGUCAGAAAUCCCUCCCCAGCAGCACGGCCUGGAACCCCAGGGGGACGGGGUGUGUCUUAGUUCAAACUCUCAGGGAAAAGGCUGCCAAGGGGAGUGGGAAGGGAGGGCGGCCUCCUGUCCAGGACUGAAUUUGUGUGACAAGAGUGAAGGGGCACAGGGUGAGGCUGAAGGGGAAAGUGACACUGUGGGAAAUGUCCCAGCUGAAGGCUGCGGUAAACAGGCAGAGGAAGCUGUGAUCCGGGAAGAACAGGAGGCCGGAGAGGGAGAGGAACAGGAAGCGGGAGAUGUGUGGAGUGGAGAGGAGGAGGGCAGAUCAGAGCGCACGGUUCUGACGACAGCCAGCGGAGACUCUUCAGUCAUGGGCCAGUCUCCAUUGUCGGGGAGUUCUGAACUUUUAAACCCCACUGAAUCAGAAGCAAAGCUGAGAUCUCAGGAAGGAGAGAACAUUGAGGAAGAACAAACAGAACUUCCCCAAGAUCCCUUUGAUGGGUUCAAUCCAGAUAAGGAGGAAGAAAAGGAGGUUGGGAGGGAAGAGUUAAUGGACCCUGUUUCAACCCCAGGAGACCUCCCCGACCCGUCGGCGAUAGCCUGCGGUGACGUAAUCGAGCAGCGUGAAUCUGCCGUUCCUCUACUGCUGAUAGAAGGCCUUUGUGAGGGGGAACCUCCGCCAGACAUAAACAGCCAAGAACAAAACCAGGAAACAGCUGGUCAGGAUUACGCAGCCGAGCAGGAGCAGGGCUCCGGUCCAGAAGCUGCCCGUCAUUCUGGGACCGACGUUGGAGCUGAGAGCGACAGCCACAGCGAAGACGCCACCAAACUCCAAGAUUUUGCUCCAGACGAACCCAAGAGCUUCAAUUUUUGGGUUUUGAACAGUGCCGAGGAAGGAACACGGACUGACCAGUCAUCACUAGGAAAUAUGCUCACUAAGAGGAAGGCUGACCAGGAUUCAGGCGUGGCACAUCGUGUCUCCAGUGACGACGAAGGAAGCUUUAGAUCUUUUGGAAGUUCUUCAACGGAAAUAUUUCACCCUACUCAGGAUAAUAGCAGUCUGCAGGAGGGAGAUCAAACUAUGAACGUAGAUAUUUCCUCAACAGGAUGUACCGAGGACUCAAAUGAUCCAACACCCAGCGUAAACCAUGAACACUCACUAGGUGACGACAAUGAGCUUCUGUUGGACGCUGGUCCUGUCAGUUCCCUGAACCCUUCAGAGGGUAGUAGAGAUGAGUUGGAGUCUGAAUCAGGGCUGCUAGACGACUUUAAGACAAUGGAUUGCUUGAUCCCUGAAAGUUGUGAGGAACUGCUUAUAGAAUGUCCUGAACAGGAUUCAGUGUUGGAUCCAAUUCUUUUAGUCAGUAAGGAAGUCCCUACUUCAGAAGCUGGUGAAGGUGACAUCAGGCAGUCCUCCAGCUCUGACGUUAAUAUUGACAUCCAGUCUGAAUCAGAGGUCAAUGUCAACGGCCCCGUUGAAGACGAUCAACAGACGGACGGCGAUGAUAAACCAGAGGCAGCAAAGGAGAGUAGGAAUGUACAAACGCAGCCUGAACAGGAUGACUUAAAGGAGCCUGAGGACACGGGGUCGGCUGAGGGUCAGCUCCCCAUCUCAGCACAGGACGCUGAUCCUCCGUCAGACACCGUAGAUGGUGUCUCUUUGGAACUGGAACCACCUUCUGCUGUCGCCGAGUCAUCUAUGGAUACUCCCGUCGAGGAUCAGAUGGCUGCCAACCCAGACUCUGCCGAUUUACUGGAUGGAGCGGCGGAGAGCUGCGCAACUGCAGACCCAGAGGCUGAAGUCGACAAACCCGAGGACGCUAUGAGAUGCACGGGGGAGGAAGAAAGCGGCCCAGCAGAGGGACCGGACUCCUUGAUGAUCCACCGAGACAGAGAGGCGUCGUUCCACCAGACUUGCAACCCUCAGCACUCAGAAUCCUCGACGUCUUCGGCGUUCCCCAGUUUACCCCGCAGAACCAGCAGUUCCACCAGCUGUCCCUCGUCCGCUCACAGAGACUCUGGCAGCGACAUUGAAAGCCUCCUGAAUGCAGAGCCAGGAUAUGACAGCAUCUUCAGAAAGAACGACGAGCCAGUGACAGGAGGAGACAGCACCAGCGAGGUCUCUGUCUCUUGCUCCUCCACAGACGACACUGCCAGCGUCGGCCCGUCCAGCUCCAGUCCGGAGGGCAGCCAGGGCCUGAGCGGCAGCUGGAGCCCAGAGGAGGGCAUCCAGUCUGAGGCUACUAACGCUGAAGGCCAGGACAGUUCUGCUGCUGCUGCUGGAGGAGGAGGGGACGCUGAAGAAGAAGCAAAAGACCGAGUGAGUGAGGUACCGCGGCGUUCCGGUCUCUUCAGGAACAGCAAGCGCUCUCUGUCGCCGCUUCGCCGCCACAGCUGGGGUCCAGGGAAGAACAACGGAGGAGAAUCGGAGAUGAACCAGAGGAGCUCCAUCCGUAACCCUGGUGAGGGGAAGCCGGCCUUUCACAGGAGAAGCUACAGCUUAGAAGGGCUCAGUGGGAUCCAGGAAGAGCUGAGGGGCUGCACCAUCCAGGAGCCCCGCGACCUGGAGCGCUCCAGGAUGCCACGGCACAACAGCGACGACAGGGGCUCCCUGGUGUCUCUGACGGAAGAGCAGGAGGAGCGGGAGGAGGACAGCAGGCUGCAGGAACAGAAAUUGCGACGGUAUCGGCCGCUGAGGAACAGCUGUCCCUCCAUGACCCUUCCACUAACCAAGUCCAUUUCCAUGGUCACCAUUAGCCAUAAAGACAGCGAUGCGGUGGGACGCCUGAGACGCAAGAGGCGCAUUUCCUUCUCUUUCAACCUGUCCCCCAUCCUCACCAAAUCUAAGACUCGGUUCAUUUACGGGGACUCUUCGUCAAGUGACGAUGAAGAGGAGGAGGAGGAUGACUCGAGCGUGAGAUUGUUUUCCAACCCCUCUGGGUCGGUAGCUUACAGUAUAUCGGAGGAAGAGCCGGGGCCUCUGCGGAGCGACACGGAGGGCAGGAACACGACCAAAGUCAGCCGGACCUUCAGCUACCUCAAGAACAAGAUGUACAAAAAGACACGGGAAAAAGACAGAGACAAAAGGGACAAAGACAAAGAAAGCAAGGAGAAGGACAAGAAGGCCGUGAAUGGACACAUUUUCACGCCUGUCAGCUCGAACCAGUCCCUCCAGUGCUCCCUGUGCAAUAAAGCUUUUAAUGGAAAAGAGGCAUUCUGUUGUACAUACUGUAAUGCAUCCGUCCACAAGGGCUGCAGGGACAGCAUGUCUGUUUGUGCCAACGUGAAGAUGAAGUUGCCCAAACAGCAGUUUACAGUGCCAGAUUCCAGCGCUCCGUGCUCUGUUCCUGGCGUCACAAUGAGGAACAAAGCUGGUGGGACAAGGGACCGUCCCAGGUCAGCCAUCUUGAUCCCUGAAGACAAUCUUCCCCUGAUGAUGCCAGGAUCACGGAGACACACCAGCAUCAUGACGUUCCCUGGAAACAAUCUGUCAAAGAGCCUCUCGAUUAGCAACAUCGCAGGCCCAUUUGAUGACAUGCCCAUCAAAGGCCUGCGCUACCUUUCUCAGUCCACAGACUCACUCAACAGAACCAACCAGGUCACAGAAUCCAUGGAGUCGCUCACUGAUGAAGGGACGGAGAUGAUGGACGCGCAGCUCCUUGGGGAGUUUGAGGCGAACGCCAAAGAGUUCGAAGCAGACUCGUGGAGUCUGUGUGUGGAGCAGCAGUACCUGCAGCAGCAGAACAAAGAGCUGGUCAAGAGACAAGACGUCAUCUACGAACUGAUGCAGACCGAGAUGCAUCACAUCCGGACGUUGCGCAUCAUGUCGGAGGUGUACAGCAAAGGCCUGCAGAAGGAGGUGCCGCUGGACCAGCACGCGGUGGAGAAGAUGUUUCCGGCACUGGAUGACCUCCUGGACCUCCACUCACAGCUCCUCCAGCGCCUCCUGGACCGAAAGAAGGAGAGCCAGCUGGAGGGGGGAGGUUCGGAGGGCGGCUUUGUCAUCAGCAGGAUAGGAGACAUUCUGGUCAGCCAGUUCUCGGAAUCCAACGGCGAAAGUAUGAAGAGGGUUUACGGGAAAUUCUGCAGCCGCCACAACGAAGCCGUCAACGUCUACAAGGACCUUAUGAACAAGAACAAAAACUUUAAAACCUUUAUCAAAAAAAAGAGAAGUAGCAACACUGUGCGGAGGCUUGAUAUCCCAGAAUGCAUCCUGCUGGUGACCCAGCGGAUCACAAAGUACCCUGUGCUGAUCCAGAGAAUGCUGUCGCACACUAAAGACACGGACGAGGACUACGUCGACCUGAGCGAGGCCAUCCGGUUGGUGAAGGAGGUGAUUGCCGCCGUGGACAGCAAGGUGAACGAGCACGAAAAGAAGCGGCGCCUGAAGGAGUUCCACAGCCGCAUGGACAACAAGUCCAUCAUGAUUCUGAAAAGCGGCCAGUUCUUCGCCAGGGAGGACCUGCUGAGGCGGAAGCUGAUCCACGACGGAGCGCUGCAGCUGAAGAACACACAGGGAAGACUGAAAGACGUUCAAGCUCUCCUGCUAUCGGACGUUUUGGUCUUCCUUCAAGAGAAGGACCAGAAAUACGUCUUUGCCAUGAUGGACCAGCGCUCCACGGUCAUCUCCCUCCAGAAGCUGAUCGUCCGGGAAGUCGCCAACAAGGAGCGCGGCCUCUUCCUCAUCACGGCGGGCACCGAGAAGCCGGAGAUGAUGGAGGUGUUGGCCAGCUCCAAGGAGGAACGCAACACCUGGAUGCAGCUCAUCCAGACCGCCAUGCAGUCCAUGGAGAAAGACGAGGAUGAGGGGAUCCCCAGUGAGACGGAAGACGACAAAAGACAAUUAGAGAGCAAAGCCAAAGAGAUGAGAGAUAUGUUGAAGCAGAAAGAUACGGAGAUUAUGUCUCUGCUGGAGGAGAAGGUGCGGCUCUUCAGGGAGAUGUGGGAGGGCUUGAGCCCAGGCGAGGAGGCCUGCAGGCAGGUCGAGCCUUUCUUCCGGUCAGCCUGCAGCCAGGAGCCGCCUCAGGGGGCGUCCAUCAUGAAAGACGCCCUGCAGGAAGUGGAGACGUUGCAGACGCUGGUGAAUGGCAGCCUGGGGGGAGCGAUGGCCAGCGUGCACGAGGGAGGAGCCGCCGGGCCCGUGUGCCUGCCCCGUCGGGCUGAGACGUUCGGAGGCUUCGACAGUCACCAGAUGCACAGCGGCAAGAGUGGAGACAGAGACGAAAGCGAGGACGCGGUGGGAGACCUGCGCAGGACGGAGUCAGACAGCGUUUUGAAGAAGGGAGGAAACGCUAAUCUGCUACAGCUACUGAAGAGGAACAGCGAGCAGGUCCUGCACAGCGUCUCCAACCUGCAUCUCCUGCUCAGCACUCUGCAGGCGGUGGUGGUCCAGCAGGACAGCUACAUCGAGGACCAGCGGCAGGCCCUGAGCGAGCGCUCCUCCUCGUGCUCGUCGUUGUCGCGCCAAUCGUCGCGGCCCAGCUCGCUGAUCGAGCAGGAGAAGCAGCGCAGCCUGGAGAAGCAGCGGCAGGAGCUGGCCUCCCUGCAGAGGCAGCAGGCCGCUCUGGCCGAGGAGAGGCGGAGGAGGGAGAGGGAGUGGGAGCUGAGGGAGCAUCAGCUCUCCGACAGAGAGUCCACGGUGCACCUGCAGGAGGAGGAGGUGCAGAAGCAGCACAAGCAGCUCGAGGAGGAGAGGAAGGAUCUGCAGAGCAAGAAGGAAGAGUACCAGAGAGACCUGGAGAGGCUGAGAGACGCCCAGAGGAAGCUGGAGAAGGAGAGGGAGGCCGUGCAGCGGCAGAUCCACAGGAUGGAAGAGCUGCGGCUGUCUGAGAGGACUCCCUCCACGACAUCCGACGAAUCCCUGUUCCUGGGCAGCUCCCAGUCCCUGGAGCUGGACCCCUUGGAGCUCUCCUCCUCCUCGUCUUCAUCCUCCACCCUGCCCAGGCUGCAGCCCCAGCGCUCCAAGGCCAGCAGGAAGGGCCUGAACCCGUUCACCUCGUCGUCCUCCGGCAGCCUCAAGAGCUCCGAGGCCAACAGCCAGAUCUCCAAGGGCUUCCUGCAGCUGGCCAAGACCAAGAGCAAAGACGGGAAGAAGAAGAAGAAGAGCAAAGGCGGCAGCGCGCAGGCGGCAGACCCUCAGCAUGUUCCCGAGCCCCCUAUGGAUGGAGAGAUCUUCUUCUGCUAAGACUCUGCAGCGGCGGCUCCAUCGUCGCUCUCAACAGCCCGGAGUCGACGUGUUCCUGCGCACUUUCUCAGUACGACAUGUAGCACAGACUGCCCCUCCGUUUGGAUUUUCGUUUAGAGGUGCAACCAAGAAGCCUUUUGUUUAUUGUUUUUCCGAGGCUGGUACCGCUUCUUAUGUUCGGCUCAUUCCCAGAUUCUUUAUGGAAUGUAAGCAAUGGAAGAAGUAAUAAAAACACACACAGGAAAAAUAAACAAAAAAAAAAACGUGCUGCAGUUUGAAUCCGA